Coregonus sp. 'balchen' is the source of this 3915-nucleotide messenger RNA. Lineage: Eukaryota; Metazoa; Chordata; Actinopteri; Salmoniformes; Salmonidae. The record is from the annotation of a GenBank genome assembly.
AUGAACAGAAACAUUCUCACAGUCCUUCUUCUGGUUGUUGGUAAGUUAAUCCCCUAGUAUUUAAAUUGUAGAUCAUUUUGAAUUGCAAAAAUGUAUUCUAAAAUCUAUGCUUUAAUUUUCAACAGCAUCAGGGAAUGCCCAAAGCCCAACAACUAAUGUCCCCACUACAAAUACAGCUGCUGCAACCACAACCACAGCUGUCGCAACAACCACAGCUGACACCACAACCACCAGACCUGGCAUAACAACUACCACAGUUGCUGCCACAACGACCACAGCUGCUUUGACUACAACCACAGCUGUACCAACUACAACUACAGCUGCUACAACUACAACUACUGCAGCAGCCACAACAACAACAGCUGCUGCCAUGACAUCCACAGCUGCUCAGACUACAACCAAAGCUGUUGCCACAACAACCACAGAUGCUGCCACAACAACCACAGAUGCUGCCGCAACAACCACAGCUGCUCAAACUAAAACCAUAGCAGAUGCAACCAUGACAACAGCUGUUGCCAUGACAACCACAGCUGCUCCAACUACAACCACCGGAGCAGCCACCACAAUGACAGCAGCUGCCACAACAACCACAGCUGCUGCCACAACAACCACAGCUGCUCCAACUACAACCACAGCAGACACACCCACAACCACAGCUGCUGCCACCACAACCACAGCUGCCACCACAACCACCACAGCUGGCAUAACAACUACCACAGUUGCUGCCACAACGACCACAGCUGUACCAACCACAACUACAGCUGCAGCCAUGACAACCACAGCUGCUCCAACUACAACUACUGCAGCAGCCACGACAACCACAGCUGCUGCCACAACAACCACAGCUGCUUCCACUACAUCCACAGCUGCUGCUACGACAAUCACAGCUGCUUCCACUACAACCACAAUGACAGCUUAUCCAAUGACAACGACAGCUGCUGAUACUACAAACACAGCUGCUGCCACAACAACCACAGGUGCUACAACUACAAAAACAGCAGACGCAACCACAACCACAGCUUCUCUUAGAACAACCACAGCUUCUCCAACUAUAACCACAGCUGUUCCUACGACAACCACAGCUGCUGCCACCACAACCACAGCUUCCGCCAUGAACAACACAGCUGGCAUCAUGACUACCACAGUUUCUCCCACAACAACCACAGCUGCUCCAACUACAACCACAACUGUUUCCAUGACGAGCACCACAGCUUCUACCACGACAACCACAGCUGUUCCUACUACAACCUCUGCAGAUGCUACCACAACCACAUCUGCUCCAACUACAACCACACCUACUGUCACAACAACAACAGCUUCUCCAACCACAGCUGCUUCCUCUACAACCACAGCUGCUACCAAAACAACCAUAGCUGCUGCCACAACAACCACAGCGUCUCCAACUACAACCACAGCUGCUGCCACGACAACCACGGCUUCACCAACUACAACCACAGCUGCUUCCUCUACAACCACAGCUGCUGCAACAACCAUAGCUGCUGCAACAACAACCACAGCUUCUCCAACUACAACCACAGCAUACGUAACCACAACCACAGCUGCUGCCCCGACAAACACAGCUGCUCCAACUUCAACCACAAAUGCCCCCAUAACAACCACAGCUGCUGCCACCAAAACCAUGGCUGCUGCCACGGCCACCACAGAUGGCAUCACGACUACCACACUUGCUCCCAAAACUACCACAGCUGCCACCACCACCACCGCUGUUGCCACAAUCACCACAGAUGCUGCAACCACAACCACAGCUGUCGCAACAACCACAGCUGACACCACAACCACCAGACCUGGCAUAACAACUACCACAGUUGCUGCCACAACGACCACAGCUGCUUUGACUACAACCACAGCUGUACCAACUACAACUACAGCUGCUACAACUACAACUACUGCAGCAGCCAUGACAACAACAGCUGCUGCCAUGACAUCCACAGCUGCUCAGACUACAACCAAAGCUGCUGCCACAGCAACCACAGAUGCUGCCACAACAACCACAGAUGCUGCCGCAACAACCACAGCUGCUCCAACUAAAACCACAGCAGAUGCAACCAUGACAACAGCUGCUGCCAUGACAACCACAGCUGUUCAAACUACAACCACCGGAGUAGCCACCACAACGACAGCAGCUGCCACAACAACCACAGCUGCUGCCACAACAACCACAGCUGCUCCAACUACAACCACAGCAGACACACCCACAACCACAGCUGCAGCCACGACAACCAUAGCUUCUCCAACUACAACAACUGCAGCAGCCACGACAUCCACAGCUGCUGCCACAACAACCACAGCUGCAUCCACUACAUCCACAGCUGCUGCUACGACAAUCACAGCUGCUUCUGCUACAACCACAACGACAGCUUAUCCAAUGACAACGACAGCUGCUGAUACUACAAACACAGCUGCUGCCACAACCACAGCUUCUCUUAGAACAACCACAGCUUCUCCAACUAUAACCCCAGCUGUUCCUAUGACAACCACAGCUGCUGCCACCACAACCACAGCUUCCGCCAUGAACAACACAGCUGGCAUCAUGACUACCACAGUUUCUCCCACAACAACCACAGCUACCCCAACUACAACCACAACUGUUUCCAUGACGAGCACCACAGCUUCUACCACAACAACCACAGCUGUUCCUACUACAAUCACUGCAGAUGCUACCACAACCACAGCUGCUCCAACUACAACCACAUCUACUGUCACAACAACAACAGCUUCUCCAACCACAGCUGCUUCCUCUACAACCACAGCUGCUACCACAACAACCACAGCUUCUCCAACUACAACCACAGCUGCUACCAUGACAACCACGGCUUCCUCUACAACCACAGCUGCUUCCUCUACAACCACAGCUGCUGCAACAACCAUAGCUGCUGCCACAACAACCACAGCUUCUCCAACUACAACCACAGCAUACGUAACCACAAACACAGCUGCUCCAACUUCAUCCACAAAUGCCCCCAUAACAACUACAGCUGCUGCCACGGCCACCACAGCUGGCAUCACUACUACCACACUUUCUCCCACAAGUACCACAGCUGCCACCACCACAAUGGCCACAGCUGCUUCGACUACAACCACAGCUUCUGCGAUGACAACCACAGCGAAACCAACUUCAACCACAGCUGCUUUCACAACCACCACAGCUGCUCCUACAACAACCACAGUCGCACAAACGACAACUAAAAUUACUCCCACAACCAACACAGCCGCUGCAACUACAACAAUAGAUUCAACAGCUGCACCAACAGCGGAUGAGGGGUCACUGGGAUUAGGAUUCAGAAUGAUCCGUACAUUCCUAAGUGACUAUUCUGACUCUUCUACAACAGCAUAUCAGGAACUGGCAGCAAAUGUUACCACAGAGGUAAUCAGCGUGUCUUUGAACAACAUUCUGACUUCACUGCUGAAAUUAUUGAUUGAAAUUAUUGAUAAUAAUAUUUUUUUUUUUCACAGGUUAAUCGUGGUUACAAAAUAAUUUACCCUUUAACGUACCUAAGGUGUAGGAUUAUGAAAUUCGCGUAAGUACAAUUAAUUGUUUUCUGUAAAUCUGAGAAUGUCUCCAUUCAAAUAGAAUGAUCUAGAAAUAACAGUGAUACAGUGAUAUAACAAGUUUGAAUUAUACAUAAAGAACACUUCAUAAUAUUUACUCUACACAUUGAUUUGUUUUCAUAAUACUUUUUUGGAAACAACUGUUUAAGCAUCUGACCUGAAAAGAAAAACUAAAUAUGUAUAUAUUUCUUUGUUUACAGGAGUGGCUCCAUUAUUGUCAACAUUACCCUUAUUUUCAAGAACCAGACAGUGGUUCCCAAUGCAACGAGUGCAGAGCAGGGAUUGACUGACUCUCUGUCUCAUGGGAACACCUUCCUCAACAUUGAUCCAACCUCCAUUACUGCA